AUGAGUGAGAACCAAGCCAGUGCUGGAUCUCCGAAUGGAGAGAGUCUCAAGGAGAAGCUACUGCGAGGCUCAGUGCUUGCAGAUUCCAAUGCUCAAGAAGCUAUUCCAAUAUUGGAAGCAGUUCAAAAAGAUGUCGUCGCAGUGUCUCUUUUCUCCCAAAAUGAAACACUGGAAGAUGUUAGCACCAAGACCAUUCCAUUUCUCGCUUUGGAACAUCUGUUGGCUAUUGCUUAUACAAAUUUACCAGCUUCACCAGGGAAAAUAGUGGAACGAAAGAGCAAUAUACUCAAAUGUUGUGAUUUGUGGGCAGCCUUUCUGGGACGUUUGGAACGAUUAGAACAGUUGACAAAAGAGGAAGAAAAGGAGUUUCAUGAAUUGCUGGAAGAAACGGACAUAUCAAAGCCAAUGCCGGUACCGAACCGUGAUAUCAAAAUUGCCAAGUUCAAGGCGCAACAGGAAGCAAAAAAAGAAGCCCAACAGCUCAAGGCGCUGCGAGAACGACGUGGACGAAUGGGAAUGGCUGCUGACGAGGAAGUUGAUGGGCACGAUGAAGAAAGUUUGGAAAGAUCCAUCUUUCUCAAACAACUUGAGCUUCAGAAGAGUGAUGCUCUUGAACAAUGGGCUUCAUCGAAAAGAGAGUUGCCGAUGAUCGAAAUGAUGGUAAAGAUGGAGGAAGAACGGAAGCGAACACAGAAGCAUCAAGGAGGUCCACCAGUGCAGGACACGAGGCCGCCACCCAAUUCGGGCAAACCUCUGCAGCUUACCCAAGUCACCAAGAGUGCUACUGGUCAGCUGCAGUUCAAUAGAAGUGAAGUUCGAUCCAAGGUGUUUCAGCCAGGUUGGAAUCAACCCACAAUGAGUUUGGAAGAACUUGGUGAACGAGAGUAUCAUGAAGCAAUGGAAAGGGAGGAACGGUCGAAACUGGCAGAGGCUGAAAAUAUGAACAAGCCACGGAGGUAUAAGGAACUCGUUCGUGAUGGAAUGGAGGACAACAAGGAACUAGUGGACGCCAGUGCCAAAUUAGACAGGGAUUGGGAUGAUUGGAAGGAUCAAAAUCCAAGAGGUAGUGGAAACAAACACGCCAUGCGUGGGGAUAAAAACUUUUAG
This is a messenger RNA of Cylindrotheca closterium, 1107 nucleotides long. The record is from the annotation of a GenBank genome assembly. Lineage: Eukaryota; Bacillariophyta; Bacillariophyceae; Bacillariales; Bacillariaceae.